AUGACUAUCGUCAUCGCCGCCCCGUGGAUCGUGAACCUUUUGCGACACGCUCGCCGGUCCUUGGAUUUAGCCCAGAGAAGAGAGACAAUUUCACAGUCAUUUGUCUGGACAACGCAGUUCAACAGUCUGUCCACUGUCGAGCCGUCAGCGACCCGAUUUCUUGCCUACAUCCCCCAUAGUGGCUUUCACAACCAGCGUAUCGAAUUGGAGAAUGCGAUUGUACUCGCAAAGCUGCUCAACCGGACAUUGGUUCUUCCUCUGGCUCGGCUCGGCUCACAUCCACUGACGUACAAACCAUUUGACGAGCUGUUGGAAAAUUAUGGCCACUCGGACAAAGCUCGGCUAUCUCAUUGCCGUCACGAAGAUACUUCGUUUAAUUCUACCGUCAAAGAGUGUCGAAAGUUUGAGCGGUACACUCAUGUCUCCUGGCAGGACAUCAUUGAUCUGCAGCGAGUGAUGGGCCUUGGUGUUGGUAUUGUAGAACGCUGGGAUUUCACACCUCGUUACCUGCAGGAUACACUCGGUGUUGGGGAUGGGGACACCUUCUGGCUGAAAGAUUCUUCGGCAUACCACUUUCAGUUUCACGAUGCACUAAAAGGAAGAAAAGGUGGAGGGAAAUUCCACACAUACAUCAGCAUACCAGACUUUGCCGUCUCAUCGGAGCGAUAUCGUCUUGUCCACCUGGGCACGCUCUUUGGCACUUCCCGAUUGAGCCUAACCAGCAGAUCCAACGACCAACUAUUGAGAAAAGUCAGGGCUGCCAUGAGGUUGGCAAACGCGCGCCUAGACUCGCUUGCUCAUACGGUCACCGCUCGCAUGGGAGGUACAGACACCUAUCACGCAAUUCAUUUCCGGAGUGGCGAUGGGAUAUUCGCCGAGAGGGCACGCUACACAGCCCAAGUGAUUCUUGCGAAUGUUCUGCGCCACGCCUACGGUGUCGACAUCUUCUCAAGGGACGCCUUCAAGGAACUUGGGCUCAACACGAGUGUUCAAGCGUUUCAGAGGAUUGUAUUGUCUGGCUCCCUUCCCUUGAGGCGCCCAAAAAAGAUUUUUCCUCGCCGUUUGUGCGUGCGCUCAGGACGGACGAGGGAAGGGUGGCAAGUUUCCCUCUCGACUCCUCUCUUCAUCGCGACAGAUGCUUACAACCCGCGGACGCAUGCUUUAUUGGAGGCGUAUAGAAGGAUAUUUCCGUGUAUCGCUUUCCUCUCAGACUUUCCUGACGUCGCUGAGGAGCUAGAGGAGUUGGUCAACCCACUGGACGGGUCACCUAUGGCAAGAUUCUUCCUGCCGUUUCUGGAUGCUACGAUAUUAUCUCGAGCAGCAUCGUUUGUUGGUACACCAGAGAGUACUUUUAGCAAGUACGUCAAGGAGGUACUGUGGCCUCUGGAACAUAAUUUGAUUGUAGAUACGUAG
Serendipita indica DSM 11827 is the source of this 1413-nucleotide messenger RNA. Lineage: Eukaryota; Fungi; Basidiomycota; Agaricomycetes; Sebacinales; Serendipitaceae. The record is from the annotation of a GenBank genome assembly.